Molecule: messenger RNA, 1085 nt
Organism: Arabidopsis arenosa
Lineage: Eukaryota; Viridiplantae; Streptophyta; Magnoliopsida; Brassicales; Brassicaceae
Source: the annotation of a GenBank genome assembly
GUCACAAAGACAAUUCGAUUCCAACAAUGGACCGACGUAAUCCUUUCCAACAUCACCACCACCACCAUCAGCUUCAUCAUCACUUGAUCCAACAGCAACAGCUUCCGCCGCCACAAAGCACGACGGCGGCGAUGGAUCCCGGCGGAGGAGGUGAGAGAAUCCCACAGUGGAGCAUAGAGGAGACAAAGGAGCUUUUGGCUAUAAGAGAAGAACUUGAUCAGACUUUCAUGGAGACCAAACGUAAUAAGCUUCUUUGGGAAGUCGUGGCUGCUAAGAUGGCCGACAAGGGUUUUGUCCGGAGCGCAGAACAAUGUAAGAGCAAGUGGAAGAACCUCGUCACCAGAUACAAGGCGUGUGAGACCACUGAGCCAGAUGCUAUUAGGCAGCAGUUCCCAUUCUACAAUGAGAUUCAGUCGAUUUUCGCAGGAAGAAUGCAAAGAAUGUUGUGGUCAGAAGCCACAGAACCAAGCACUUCCUCCAAGAGAAAACAUCAUCAAUUUUCAUCUGAUGAAGAAGAAGAAGAAGAAGAAAUUGAGGAGCCAAAUCAAGACAUCAACGAGGAAUUAUUGUCUUUAGUAGAGACACAGAAGAAAGAGACAGAAGUGAUUACUACUAGUACUUCGACCAAUCCAAGAAAACGUGCGAAAAAAGGAAAAGGCGUUGCAAGUGGUAUGAAAGCUGAAACGGCCGGUAAUACAUUAAAAGAUAUAUUGGAAGAGUUUAUGAGGCAAACGGUGAAGAUGGAGAAGGAAUGGAGAGAUGCAUGGGAAAUGAAGGAGAUAGAGAGGGAGAAGAGAGAGAAAGAGUGGCGGAGGAGAAUGGCGGAGCUAGAGGAGGAGAGAGCCGCUGCUGAGAGGAGGUGGAUGGAGAGAGAGGAAGAGAGACGGUUGAGAGAAGAAGCUAGGGCUCAGAAGAGAGAUUCUCUCAUUGAUGCUUUGCUUAAUAGGCUUAAUAGAGAUCAUAAUGAUGAUCAUAAUCAAGGUUUCUAAUUUUUCAUUAUUUGUUUUAAGCAUAAGUUAAUUUGUUAGGCAAGUUAAUUUAGAUUAAUGUUUGUUUUAUUAAUUAUAUAAACUAUUGAAAUUUCG